Coccinella septempunctata (seven-spotted ladybird) is the source of this 4593-nucleotide messenger RNA. Its product is annotated as toll-like receptor 6. Gene Ontology annotation, biological process: signal transduction. Lineage: Eukaryota; Metazoa; Arthropoda; Insecta; Coleoptera; Coccinellidae. The transcript has a single exon. The record is from RefSeq and is a predicted model, not a curated record. Bases 265 to 4254 code for a protein of 1329 amino acids. Gene Ontology annotation, molecular function: protein binding.
CCUUCGAACCACGUGAUUCCCGCCAUUCACAGCCCAACAUACCAUCUGGAAUCCUGUUACAGGACCUAUGGUGGGGACGUCUGGGCGGAGCAAAGCGUCGGUCCUUUCAAGCUCCGACGCUCCGGACUCCAAGCUUUCAGUUCUGCCGUAGCACUCUCCAGGUAGAGAUGUUAGCACGCGCCCCUACCUCUUGAACGCGCAUUGUUUCGUCGUCUGUUGACCCAAACUUUACGUCUGUGAUGUUAAACGAAGAAUCGUUGUGAAAUGUUCUCCUCAAGGAUUUUAACCAUGUUCCAAUUAGUUUUAAGUGUUUUCCUGUUCGGUUUCGUGCAUUCCCGAGCUUUGACCAGCAUCGAAUCGACUCCCAGGGGCUGUGAAUGGCUGAUGGAACCUGUUGGCGAUGAUGGUGACGAAGAACCCGUACUGGUAUGUCAGAUAAGAACGAUUGGGAACGCUGAGAGUGUCCUGGGGAACAUAUCCCAGAGUCAGAGCGACCACGUCACGGUGCUCAAACUGGAAUGCAGCGACGUCUUAUUCUUCGAAAGUUCCCUGGAACCUAGCAAGUACGGAAACUUCUUAUCCAACUUCCGGAAACUGAGGGACUUGAAGAUCGAAUACUGCAAGAUAAGGAACGUACCAGCCAACGCUUUAUCCUCGAUGAGGCACCUCAAACGUCUCUCCAUCCGUUCGCACAACUCCGACUGGUCCGCCAUGACUUUGGAUUUACACAGGGAGAGUUUUAGAGGGAUGAGCGAGCUGCGAAGUUUGGACUUAUCGGAUAACAACAUAUGGAACACCCCCGACGAGGCUUUCUGCCCUUUGUACAGCCUGGCUCAGCUGAAUUUGUCCCAUAACAAACUUCAGGAAGUUACGACUCUCGGUUUCUCCGACUGGGGUAACGGACCCCUGGCCCCUGGAAAGGCUUGCGCUGGCGGUUUGGAAGUGUUGGAUCUGUCGCAUAACGAUAUCAUAGUGCUGCCGGAAAACGGUCUAUCCGGAUUGAGGAUGCUGCAAACUCUGUAUCUCCAAGAUAACGUCGUUUCGACGCUCGGCGAUCGCGCCUUCGUUGGACUCAUAUCGCUGACUACCCUUAACAUGUCGAGUAAUUCCCUUGUUGAACUUCCGCCCGAACUGUUCCGCGCUUCUAGACUCCUCACCCAUCUCUAUCUGCACAAUAAUAGUUUGAGAGUGUUAGCCCCGGGUCUCCUAGAAGGCCUCGAUCAACUUCAAGUCCUCGAUCUAUCCGUAAACGACCUUUCCAGUAACUCAGUGAACAGAGACACUUUCACCGGCUUGGUGCGUUUAGUCGUGCUCAAUUUAUCCCACAACCGUCUGACCAAGAUCGAUUCCAAUCUGUUCCACGACUUGUACACCCUGCAAAUCUUGAAUUUGGCCCAUAACAGCAUCGAAAACAUCGCCGAGUACGCCUUCUCAGAACUCAAGAACCUCCACACUCUCACCCUGUCCAACAACAGGAUUUCCUACAUUGAAGCCUUCCAUUUCGCUGGCGUUUACGCGAUGAACAACCUCCUCAUCGAUUCUAACAGAAUCAAGUUCAUCCACCCCCAGGCCUUCGAGAAUCUCACCAAUCUCCAAGACUUAGGUCUCAACGGUAACUUGUUAGGGGCUGUACCUGAAGGUAUCGGGAAGUUGAGGUUCUUGAGAACCCUGGAUUUGGGGAAGAACAGGAUCGAUACGGUUACGAAUUCGUCGUUUGAAGGACUUGAUAUUUUGUACGGUCUUCGAUUAGUGGAUAAUCAAAUAGUGAAUAUAUCCAGGGACGCUUUUUCCACACUACCCUCGUUAUCAGUGUUGAAUCUUGCGUCUAACAGGAUAAGAUACGUGGAACAGAGUGCUUUCGCGAGUAAUCCAACCCUGAAGGCCAUCAGGAUGGACGACAACGAGUUGACGGACAUUAAAGGGGUAUUCACGAACCUCCAGAGUUUGAUGUGGUUGAACGUGUCGUCCAACAAUCUCGCCAUCUUCGACUACAGCCAUCUGCCGGUGAGUUUAGAAUGGCUCGACAUGCAUGACAAUGAAAUUUCCGAACUGUCCAACUAUUACGAAGUGCGAAACACGCUCAAGAUCAAGAUGCUGGACGUGAGUUUCAACGUUAUCAGCGAGAUUAAACAGAAUUCGAUACCGGAGAGGGUUGAAACUUUGUUCUUGAACAAUAACAAGAUAAAAAGCGUGGAACCUGGGACUUUUAUGCGGAACGAACGUUUGGAGAAGGUCGUGCUUUACGGUAACGAUUUGGAAACUUUGGACUUGUCCGCGUUGAGUCUUGGACCUUUAAGUGACGAUAUAGACGUUCCUCAGUUUUACAUCGGCGGUAAUCCGUUCAAGUGCGAUUGUAAGAUGGACUGGUUGCUCAGGAUUAAUCACAUGAGCAACUCGCGGCAGUAUCCCCAAGUGCUCGAUCUGGACGCGGUCACGUGCGAAUUGGUGCAUACCAGAGGCGGCCCACCGCAGCCUCUGCUCGACCUCAAACCGUCCCAGUUUUUGUGCCCCUACGAGUCUCACUGUUUCGCGCUCUGUCACUGUUGCGAUUUCGACGCUUGCGAUUGCGAGAUGACGUGCCCGACGAACUGUACGUGCUACCACGACGAAACGUGGACGUCCAACAUCGUGGACUGCCACAACGCCGGUUACACGGAAGUGCCCCAGAACAUUCCCAUGGACGCCACUGAGAUAUACCUGGACGGCAACGACUUGGGCGAGCUCGGCAAUCACGUAUUCAUCGGCAAGAAGAAGCUCGAGGUGUUGUUCUUGAACAACAGCAACGUCAAGUCCGUACACAAUCAGACCUUCAACGGCGUCGGUUCCCUCAAGGUGCUACACAUGGAGAAUAACAAUUUGGAGGAGCUGCGAGGCUUCGAGUUUCAACCGUUGGAGAGACUCAACGAGCUGUACCUGGAUCACAACAAGAUCGCCAGCGUGGAUAACAAGACGUUCCAGAGCAUGCACACGUUGGAAGUUCUGAAAUUGGACGAGAAUAGAAUCGUGGAUUUCUCCCCGUGGAUCCUCCCCCAGGUGGAGGACGCGGGGAUCAGACCCCGGGUGUCCCUAGCCGGCAACAAGUGGUCGUGCGAUUGCAGUUCCCUGGCGCCACUCCAGGCCUGGCUUCGGGAAUCGGGCGCCAACCCCUCAGAAAUGAUAUGUGCGGAACCGGGUGAUACAAGAACAGUCGCUGACGUUAUGGCUACUUGCGAGAAUAUAGCGAACGCCGCUGCAACUUCCGUCGUGCAAGAAGUGGUUAAGAACAAUCAGCUGUUAGGCGGUGGAUAUUUCCCGUUGUUAGCAGCUACCCUCGCGGCCGUCCUCCUUGUCUGUCUCUUCUCGGCCGUCCUGUUCGCGUUUAGGCAAGACGUCCGUCUGUGGAUCCAUUCCAAGUACGGCAUCCGCGUGUUUCAAGACGCUUCAUCCAUUCACGACGCCAACGACGAUUCAGACAGACUCUACGAUUGCUACAUGAUUUACAGCCAUAAAGACGAGGAAUUGGCUGGCAGGAUCAUAGCCGCCGAGCUGGAACAUCUGGGCCACACGUUAUGUCUCCAUUAUCGAGAUUUGCAUCUCAUGGGUGGUGCCUCAUACUUGGCAGAUGCGAUGGUUAGCGCCGCCGAUGCUUCCAGACGCGUCAUCCUCAUAGUCUCCCCCGCUCUGAUUUGCAACGAAUGGUCCAAGCCAGAAUUCAGGGCGGCACUCCAAGGAGCCUUGCACGCCACCAGGCACAAGUUGAUCUGCGUCCUCAGUGACGAUCCCUUGGAACCCAUGGACCCAGAGCUGAGGGCCCUUCUGAGGGCCUGCACCGUCACCAGAUGGGGUGAAAGGAGAUUCUGGGAUAAACUAAGGUACGCAAUCCCCGACGUCAUCAAUAAUAGGUUACCGAAGAGGAACAAGAAACCCUUGGAGAUCAGAUGCAAGCCAAACCCAAGGUACACACCUACUCCAACUGCCUUGGACUCGUGGUACAAGUACUCAGCGAUGCCGGGCGUGCAUCAUGCUCCCAAUUUGACUCCAACACCAACCCAGAGUACCUACGUGUCUGGGGAAUCUGCCAGGAGUACUGAAGACGAAGCUGGAUCCAGUACCAGCAGUCAACACUAUGGUUCAGACCAGUUAAACCACAGUUACGUCUCCAUAGACGGUAGACCUCCUCAAUAUACCCAAUACCCAGUCAGACAAGAUGUGCCCCAACAUGUUUAUUCAACGAUACCAGAAACUACACCCCACACAAGGACUUAUUUCGUAUGAAAAAAACCUAGUGAGUUAACCAAUUGACGAAAGGCUGUUUAACUUAAUAAUAUAUUAUUAUUAACUAUAUUGGACCUUUUUGAAUACGUAAAUAUCUUUUUUCCAAUUUUGAAUGUUUCUAGGUCUAAAAACCAAUGUACUAAAUUAUUGUAUAUAUUUUGUAAAUAUAUGGAUAUUAUUUAUUUGUAAUAUAACCUCGAGGAAUAUCGAAAAGCUUGAAGUCAUUAUUAUUAAGGUUUUGUAUAUAAAAUUAUAAAGCGAAUGAUUGAAUUUUAAACAAAGACUGUUUAUUUGUAAAUAUACUCUGAAUAUUAUAUGAUUAAAAUGAAUUUUUACAUA